AUGAAGUUCUUCCUCCCUAUUCUUCUCGCAGCUCCCGCUGUUAUGGGCCGAGCCUGCAAGGUCCGACACUCGCACUCUUCUGCGGUUGAAGCCGUCCACACUCAGUACCCUGUUCCCGAGCCUGUGAUCUCCCAGGCCCCCCAGGUCGUUGGCCAGAAGUCUUCUCCCGUCGAGGUCAAGACUGCUGCUUCCAAGCCCAAGACCACCAAGUCCAAGACCUCCAAGCCAAAGAAGGUCUCUAAGCCCAAGGCCUCCAAACCGAAGGCUUCUAAGCCCAAGUCUACCACGACCACCAAGCCCAGCACUCCCAAGACAUCUACUCCCAGUACCGGCUCCAGCUCCAAGUCUACACCUCUUGGUGACGGUGCUUCUGUCUCUGGAUCUUCCACCUUCUACGGCGGUAACCUCGCUGGUGGAAACUGCAUGUUCUCAACCUACACUCUCCCCUCUGGUAUCCUCGGAACUGCCUUCUCUGGCCAAAAGUGGGACAACAGCGCCAACUGCGGUGCCUGUAUCGAAGUCACCGGUCCUUCAGGCACCAUCAAGGCCAUGAUCGUCGACAAGUGCCCCGAAUGUGACCCCGGCCAUCUCGAUCUCUUCCCCGACGCCUUUAAAGCCGUCGGCGGCACAGACGGCAUCGUCAAGACCUCGUACAAAUUCGUCGAGUGCGGCAUCACCACUCCCCUCGUGCUUCACAACAAGGAGGGUACUUCCGCCAACUGGUUCUCCAUCCAAGUCGUCAACGCCAACGAGCCCGUCAAGAGUGUUCAGGUUUCCACUGACGGCGGUAGCACCUGGAAGAGCACUGAGCGCAAGGACUACAAUUUCUUUGAGAACCCUGCUGGCUUUGGGAAGACUUCUGUUGAUGUCAAGGUUACUAGCAGCACUGGAAAGAGCGUUGUUGUUAAGAACGUUGGCGUUACUGCUGGGGCUCAGUACAAGGCUAGCUCUAACUUCUAA
Fusarium oxysporum Fo47 is the source of this 960-nucleotide messenger RNA. Its product is annotated as RlpA-like double-psi beta-barrel-protein domain-containing protein-containing protein. NCBI's taxonomy places the organism in Eukaryota, Fungi, Ascomycota, Sordariomycetes, Hypocreales, Nectriaceae. The transcript has 2 exons. The record is from RefSeq and is a predicted model, not a curated record. The coding region runs from base 1 to 960 and encodes 319 amino acids.